Messenger RNA from Osmia lignaria (orchard mason bee), 1282 nucleotides. RefSeq names its product Ubiquitin-like activating enzyme 5 (gene Uba5). Gene Ontology annotation, biological process: protein ufmylation. Gene Ontology annotation, cellular component: cytosol; cytoplasm. The record is from RefSeq and is a predicted model, not a curated record. Gene Ontology annotation, molecular function: UFM1 activating enzyme activity. Lineage: Eukaryota; Metazoa; Arthropoda; Insecta; Hymenoptera; Megachilidae.
UAUAUACUCUUUACCCCUUUACAGUCAAAUUCAAUGUUGUUGGAUCUGUAGACAUUGUUUUUUAGUAAAAGUGCUUCAUUUUCAACAAUGAACGAAGUAGAGAAAUUGCAAGAACGAGUUAAAGAACUUGAAAGCAAGUUACUCGAAGAGCAGAGCAAAAAUAUGUCUAUAACAAGAGAAAAGAUAGAACAUAUGUCAAGCGAAGUUGUUGAUUCUAAUCCUUACAGUCGAUUGAUGGCAUUGAAACGCAUGGGUAUAGUAGACAACUAUGAAAGGAUAAGAGAAUUAACUAUUGCUAUAGUUGGAAUAGGUGGAGUUGGCAGUGUGACUGCAGAAAUGCUAACAAGAUGUGGAAUAGGAAAGUUAAUUCUUUUCGACUAUGAUAAGGUAGAAAUGGCAAAUAUGAACAGACUUUUCUUUCAACCACACCAAGCUGGUCAAAGUAAAGUAGAAGCAGCAGCAAAAACAUUGCAAUACAUUAAUCCUGAUGUAGAUAUUGAUACCCAUAAUUAUAACAUUACUACAGUAGAUCAUUUUGAAGAUUUCAUGAACACUUUAAGCACGUCGAGUUUGAAUAAGGGACCGGUAGAUUUGGUAUUAAGUUGUGUGGACAAUUUUGAAGCAAGGAUGGCAAUUAAUGCUGCUUGUAAUGAACUGAAUCAGAAAUGGUUUGAAAGUGGAGUCUCUGAAAAUGCUGUUUCUGGUCACAUUCAGUUCAUCAUUCCCGGGGAAACGGCUUGUUUUGCGUGCGCUCCUCCAUUGGUAGUAGCAGAGAACAUAGAUGAAAAAACGUUAAAACGAGAUGGCGUAUGCGCAGCAUCAUUACCUACAACAAUGGGCAUUGUGGCAGGGUUUUUAGUUCAGAAUACAUUGAAAUACCUUUUAAAUUUUGGAGAUGUGACCUAUUAUUUAGGUUACAAUGCAAUGCAAGAUUUCUUCCCUAAGAUGAUAUUAAGACCAAAUCCACACUGUGAGGAUAGAUAUUGUAGAGAACGUCAGCAGGAGUAUGCGUUGAAACCAAAACCGGAAGAAAAAAAGGAAGAAAUAGUUGACGAUAAGCCCCUGCAUGAAGAUAAUGAAUGGGGAAUUUCUCUCGUCGAUGAACAAGAUGGACAGGUAGAUGAAAGUGAUCGUCCAUUGUCAUUAGGCGUAAGAGAAGCGUAUAGCGUACCGACGCCUACGACGGAUCCGUCAGCCAAUCAAUUUCUGUCCGAAUCUGAAGCUAGUCUAGAAGAUUUAAUGCAACAAAUGAAAUAUAUUUAAAUGUUGCUUUUGCACAUUA